Messenger RNA from Myripristis murdjan (pinecone soldierfish), 4820 nucleotides. It is a transcript of the gene mybpc1, whose product is annotated as myosin binding protein C1. The record is from RefSeq and is a predicted model, not a curated record. Gene Ontology annotation, molecular function: protein binding. The transcript has 33 exons. Bases 226 to 4017 code for a protein of 1263 amino acids. NCBI's taxonomy places the organism in Eukaryota, Metazoa, Chordata, Actinopteri, Holocentriformes, Holocentridae.
CCUACUGAGAUUUCCAUACUGUAUCCCUGUGCCCUUCUCAUCUCCCAUCACUCUGGUCCGUGGGUCCCAGAGGUUUUUUUUCCUGCUGGUGUCCCAUCACCUCUCUCCCCUCCUGGACUGAGGGCUCCCACGCCUUACCUGGCCUCCCAUACAGUCUCGCUGUUCUGAGGGUACCUACCUGCACCUGUUGUCCUGCUUGACGCUUUUCUUAAGACCCGGCUCAAGAUGCCAGAGCCCACAAAGAAAGAUGAGACACCAAACGGCCAGCCAGAAGAAAGUGUUGCCCCAGACAGUAGUGGUGCCAUGCCCCUACCUGAGAUUUCCCUGGAGGUUUCUCCACCCCCAGAGGCGGUAGCAGAGGGGAAAGAGCCAGUAGAGACUGAUGAGAAGAAACCAGAGCCCACAGAGCCUGAGCCAUUAGAGGCUGUGGUGGCUAAGGAGCCAAGCCCCAUAGAGAAUGGCUGUAACCAACCACAGCCUGGUGGGGUUGGGGUGAAAGAGCAAGCGGAGUCUGAUAACCCUACUGUAAAGGAAGAGGGCCCUUGCUCUUCUCCUCCAGCUGAGGAUGCCAAUUCACUCAAGAAACUCUCUAUUGAGCUGCCUAAUGAUAGCGUCCCAACCAUGGGGAGAAAAGACUCAGUGUGGUCUUUGGGAGAGGGCCAGGCCCCAGAAGAGCUGGACAAGCCCAUUGACACCCCACCACCGCUGUCCACCCUGCUGAUAGAGAAACCCGAAAGCGCCUCCGUCAAUGUGGGUGGAGACAUCACCUUUAUUGCCAAAGUGGAGGCCAAAGAUCUUCUCCGCAAACCCACUGUGAAGUGGUUUAAGGGAAAAUGGAUGGACCUGGCCAGCAAGACAGGGAAGCACUUACAACUGAAAGAGACCUUUGAACGAACCACUAAGAUUCACACAUUUGAGAUGCACAUCAUCAAGGCCAAAGAAAACUAUGCUGGAAAUUACAGGUGUGAGGUCACCUACAAGGACAAGUUUGACAGCUGUUCCUUUGACUUGGAAGUUAAAGAAGCUGAGCAGGUCUCACAGAAUAUUGAUAUUCGAUCAGCUUUCAAAAGAAGCAGUGAAGGACAAGAAGAUGCAGGGGAGCUUGACUUUAGUGGUCUCCUUAAACAUAGAAAUCAAAGGGAGCCCAAACAAGAGGAGGUUCCGGAGGUGGACGUAUGGGAAAUCCUGAAAGCAGCCAAGCCAGAUGAGUAUGAGAAGAUUGCCUUUAUGUACGGCAUCACAGAUCUGAGAGGUCUGCUCAGGAGACUGAAGAAGACUAAGAAAGAGGAGAAGAAGAGCGAAGCUUUCGCAAAGAAGCUAGAACCAGCAUAUCAAGUGGAUAAGGGAGGAAAGAUCCGCUUGGUGGUGGAUCUGGCCGACCCCACAGUUGAACUGAAAUGGUACAAGAACGGACAGGAAAUCAGACCCACUCCAAAUAAUCGGAAGUAUAUCUUUGAGCACAAGGGCACACAGAGGAUUAUGGUCAUCAAUAACUGCUCCAUGAACGAUGAUGCGGCAUACUCCGUAGCUGCAGGAGAUGAGAAGUGCAGUACAGAGCUGUUUGUCAAAGAGCUGCCAGUUAAGAUCGUUAAAGGUAUUGAGCCUGUGAAGACCACAGUCAAUGAGAGGAUUGAGUUGGAAUGUGAGGUUUCAGAGGAAGGUGCUCAAGUGAAAUGGAUGAAGAAUGGUGUUGAGGUUCCAACAGGGGUGCGCUCCAGAUACAGAGUUAAAUGUGAGGGAACGAAACAUUACCUGGUCAUUGAUGACGCCUCCAAGGAGGACACCGGGACAUACUCCCUGAUGGCCACCGGUGGCACGACUGAGGCUCACGUACAGGUUGACUUAAAGCCACUGAAGAUCUACCAGGAUCUGCAGGAUAUAAAAGUGUUGCUGGGUCAGCCUCUUAAGAUGCACUGUGAAAUCUACCCAGGCAACGUCCCAGGCCGCUGGUACAGGAAUGGGCAGCUUAUCCAGCCAAAUGAGCGCAUCAACAUCUUACACAGAAACAAGAACCAUCGAAUGGAAAUCGAGUCUUCUUCCCUUCAUGAUUCAGGAGAUUACACUUUUGUACCUGAGGGAUACUCACAGAGUCUCUCUUGCAAAGUUCAUAUCAUUGACCCUCCAAAGGUGCACUUGGACAGCUUGAACUUCCCUGACAACACAGUGACAAUAGUGGCAGGAAACAAACUUCGCUUGGAAAUUCCCAUCAGUGGAGAACCAGCACCCAGGGUGGUGUGGAUGAAAGGAGAAAGGGUCAUUCUGGAGUCUGGACAUCGUGUCCAUGCUGAAACGUAUGGCGACCAGACCAGCCUGACCAUUGAUGUCACAGAGAGGGAAGACUCAGGGAAUUACAAGAUUGUCCUGCAGAAUGAGGCUGGUGAGGACACAGCCAGCGUCAAAGUCAAGGUUGUAGAUAUCCCAGAUCCCCCAGAGGCUCCUUUGGUCCCAGUGGUGGGUGGUGACUGGUGCUCUAUGACCUGGGAACCCCCACAGUAUGAUGGGGGUUCACCAAUAUUAGGCUACUACAUUGAGAGAAAAAAGAAACAGAGUUCUAGGUGGAUGAGGCUGAACUUUGACCUGAUCAAAGAAACAACAUUUGAACCCAAGAAGAUGAUUGAAGGAGUGCCAUACGAAGUGCGGAUCUUUGCAGUCAAUGCCAUCGGUGUGUCCAAACCCAGCGAGCCUUCCAAAGCAUUUGUUCCCCUCGCUGUGACCAGUGAGCCGACCAUGCUUGUUGUGGAUGACGUCACUGACACCACAGUGACCGUGAAAUGGCGUCCUCCCGACACCAUUGGAGCUGCCGGUCUGGAUGGAUACUUGGUGGAGUACUGCAUAGAAGGAACUGAUGAAUGGGUAGCAGCCAACAACGAGCUGAUAGAGAAGACUAAGUACACCAUCACUGGGCUCCCCACAGAGGCUAAAAUCUUAAUCCGCGUCAAGGCCAUUAAUGCCGCUGGAGCCAGCUCUCCAAGAACCAUUCAGCACUCUGUCCUUGUCAAAGAAGUUGUUGAGCCACCUAAGAUCCGCAUCCCUCGUCACUUGAAGCAAACAUACACUCGCAGAGUCGGGGAGGCAGUCAACCUUGUGGUGCCAUUUAUGGGCAAGCCCAGGCCGAAAGUGAGCUGGUUGAAGGAGGGGAAGCCCAUAGACCCCACGCAUGUCAACAUCCGUAACACAGACUGUGACAGCAUCAUCUUCAUCCGUAAAGCAGAACGCAGCCACUCUGGCAAGUAUGACAUGACAGUGCAGGUGGAAAACCACAAGGACACAGCCAUAAUCGAUAUCCAGAUCGUAGACCUGCCUGGACCACCCCAGUCUGUAACUAUUGAGGAUGUAUGGGGAGGAAACGUGGCUUUAGUCUGGACCCCUCCAAAAGACAGCGGCAAUGCCCCCAUAACAGGCUACACCAUUCAGAAAGCAGACAAGAAGACAAUGGAAUGGUACACCUGCAUUGAGCACUACCACCGCACAUGCAUCACCAUCACAGAGCUGGUGGUGGGCAACGAGUACUUCUUCAGGAUCUAUGCAGAGAACAUGUGCGGCCUGAGUGAAUGUGCCACUCAAACCAAGAACAGUGCCCUCAUCGUCAAAGAGGGCAUGCAGAUGAAAACACCCGAGUACGCCGAUCAUGACUUCAAGGAAGCACCAAAGUUCACGCAGCCACUGACCAACAUUUUUGCGGUUGCUGGCUACAAUGCUACGCUCAACUGCAGCGUCCGUGCCAACCCAAGGCCCAAAGUGAUCUGGAUGAAGAAUAAGAUCAUCAUCAUGGAUGACCCACGCUACCGCAUGUUUAGCAACCAAGGAGUGUGUACCCUGGAGAUCAGGAAGCCUAGCCCCUAUGAUGGGGGCCUAUACACCUGCAAGGCCGUCAACGACCUGGGAGAGGCCCAAGUGGACUGCAAGCUGGAGGUUAAAGGAGGGUUCACCUUCUAUGAACUCAUGCAACGUGGAGUGCCACUACAUCUGAUUGAUAAGUACAUGAACGAGACGAAGACUGUUGAGGCGGAGAAGUAAACUGGACAGAGUGCAACAAGACCAGACAACUGCUGCCACUAGACAUCCUCUUUACUCACCUGGGGUCAGCGGCAUGAGGAAUGGAGGGAUUUAGAGAUUUAGACAGAUGGGAGGGAGUCAGAGAGGGAGUAACUGGUGUCUGUGGUUUGCUAUGUGUGUGUGCAGGUUUGGAGCUAGUUACCAUAGAAAAGCCAGUUUAUCUUCUUUGUCACCCUCUGGGAUUUGAAAGGCUGUGUCAGCUCAGAUGCAUGUCGGCAGUGUUUUGGCUCUAGCUUUUAACUGCAAUAAGAAGUGUGUAAAAAAAAUUUAUAUAGCACAUAUCUAUAGCCUAAACAGAAACCCACACGUACAGUAUUCACAAUUUGUUGUUUGUUGGAAGUGCUUGUUGGAGCCAAUAAUCAUUUCAGGGGUCUAAAAGAAGGGGAAAGAAAUGCAUAGACGUUUGCAUAGACGUUUGUAUGAUGUUAUGCAAUGGAUGCGAGAGUCACAGAACUUCAAAAUGGGCUACAGAGCGAGAGAGAUGAACGAUUCAGACAGUGCUGGAUAAAUGAAUGUGCUGACUUCUGUAGAGUGAGUCACAUGAGUAUUUGUCAAUUUCACUUUUUGUUUCCUUGGGGUAAAAAUGUAUUUAUGGCUCGGUAGUGUAUUUAUGGAUAAUAUUGACAAGAUUUAUAGGCUCACACAGAGUCUGCCUGUCUUCCAUAUUCUGCAUGCUACACUAUGCUUUUUGGAUUCAUUCAUUCAUUUGAGGCUUGGUUCAAAUAAGAGGCUCAGUCAUGUGUGCAUGUCAUUACCUUUGUAAU